UUGGGGCGUCUCUGUGGAAGGACCCCUCGCGUCUCGCCUUCGCGCCCGGCGGUUCUGCUCUCCGAUGCUGUGCCCGGAGGAGGCGGCGGCCCCGGCCGAGCAGGACCUGCUGGACUUCCUCCUGCAGGAGGAGCUUUUCCUGGGGAGGGAGCCGGAGCAGUGGGACCUCCCGCCGCCGCAGGUCCGGCCGGGGGAGGACGACGACGAGCUGGAGGAGCUCCUGAGGGGCCUCUGGAGCCCUUUCGGGGAGGAGUCGGACGGCUCCGCGGAGCGCUGUGGCCCGAGCAGCCUUGCCGAGGACCGGUCUCCCGCGGACAGCCCCCCCGGGUCGGGAAGCGUCCAGUCGGAUCACAGUUACUCCUUGUACCCGAGCGCCCCCACGCCUCAGGGGGAGGCCGCCCUGGAGACGCGGGAAGGGGACGUAGCCAUCGAUCUGGAGAGGUGGGCAGAUGUGGCGGCCUACGAGGGCCUCGGCCUUCCUGCUGCAGUGCCCGCAGGGGAGCUCCUGGUAGGAGCAGGCCUGCAGUUGGACUUUCCCCCACUGGUCCUGACGGAUGAAGAGAAGCAGCUUCUGGAGAAGGAGGGUGUCUCGAUCCCCUCCAACCUACCCCUGACCAAGGCAGAGGAGCGGGUCCUGAAGCGGGUCCGAAGGAAGAUCCGCAACAAGCAGUCAGCCCAGGACAGUCGCCGCCGGAAGAAGGUCUACGUGGACAACCUGGAGAGCAGGGUGCUCGUCUGCACAGCCCAGAACAGUGAGCUUCAGAGGAAGGUGCAGCUGCUGAAGCAGCAGAACACGUCCCUGCUCGAGCAGUUGAGGAAGUUGCAAGCACUCGUCCAGCACACGUCCACCAAGACUGCUGCGGCCAGUACCUGCGUCAUGGUCCUGUUCUUCUCCUUCUGUCUGGUCCUCUUGCCCAGCAUUUAUCCUUUGGGAGGCCAGGAGCAACUGCUGGGGCAGCCAGGAGUGCUGUCCCGGAAGCUGCGUGAGUACUCGAAUGGGGCUUCCUGGUCACCGGCCGAUGCCCCCCAGCCAGAAGAAGCGACAGUGUCCCUCCCUCCCAGGUCCCUGGGGCUGCCCUGGUCGGCGAAAGCCGUGUCCCGCGAAGGCUUUAGGUCUGCAGGGAGCCUCAAUGGGUCUCUGGAGGGCUCACAGAGUCAACCAGCGGCUCGGCCCCCCUUGGCCAGCAGCAGCAAUGCCUCCUCGGGCCCACCUUCCCCUGCCUUGGAGGGGCUCUCCUCACACCCCCAGUACCAGCCUCCAGGGAAGGAGAGGGCACCCCCACCAGCCUCGGGUGACCAGCAGCCUGGCUGGGUGGAUGGUGCUACCAGUGUCAUUCUUCAGUCCCAUCGCGCCGAUGAAAUGUGACGUCUGAGGCUUUGGUCCACCUUGCCAACAGCAUGUGGGUGCCAAGAUGUAUAAUGGGAAGGUCUGGACAGGGGCAGGGGGGUGGGCAGCUAGCAGUCCUUUAGAGUGGGCGGCAGGAAAAGUGGGGGCUGUUCAACAACACAGCAGCUUUGCCCAGAGGGGCCCCUCUGGCUGUGGAGAGCACACAGAAGAGUAAGAGUCGCCCCAGAAAGCGCUUGGCUUCCCUUUGGGGUGCCGGCCAUCCCCAGGCUUAGAGGCAGGGCUGCUGCGGCCACCAGCAAGAGGCAACUAUGGAGCAGGUGCCACCUCUCGCUGCCCAGACUCUUUGCCCCCAUCCCAGGCAUCUCUUCUUCCACUGGGGGUUUCCCCGCCCCAGCUAAUGGCCAGACAAGGCCAGAGGGGGACACCAGCAUGAAGAGGAAGGAUGCUGAAACAUCUGCAGAAUCGCUUUAAUCCUGCUUGUUUUAUGUUUGUGUCCAGUAGAGAAGCAUAACAAAUAAACAGCUCAGAAGGAGCCUUUUCCUCUCCGCU
Messenger RNA from Candoia aspera, 1897 nucleotides. It is a transcript of the gene CREB3, whose product is annotated as cAMP responsive element binding protein 3. Lineage: Eukaryota; Metazoa; Chordata; Lepidosauria; Squamata; Candoiidae. Bases 65 to 1366 code for a protein of 433 amino acids. The transcript is spliced from 9 exons. The record is from RefSeq and is a predicted model, not a curated record. Gene Ontology annotation, molecular function: RNA polymerase II cis-regulatory region sequence-specific DNA binding; DNA-binding transcription factor activity, RNA polymerase II-specific. Gene Ontology annotation, cellular component: nucleus. Gene Ontology annotation, biological process: regulation of transcription by RNA polymerase II.